AAUCGUGCAGGUUUUUUAUUUUUAAUAUUAUUAUUUUAUCUUGUUUUGGGAGGGGGAACGGGGGGCGUAUGACAGGAAGAUGGGGAUAGGGCAAGGAGAGGGGGAUAUGGAGAGGAGGAGGAGGAGGUGGACGAGGAGGACGGCGAGGAUAGCAAGGACGACGAGGAGGAGUCGAGAUGGGGGAGGAGAAGAGAUGGACGGAGGGAAAAGAGGAAGGGCAGGAGGAGGAGGACGAGUGGGAGGAGGAGACAUGGACGACGAGGAAGGGGAGGACACGAGGAARGGGAGGACACGAGGAAGGGAAGGAGACGAGGAGGCAUGGAAGAUGAGGAAGUACGAGGAGGAGGAGGAGACAAGGAGGAUGAGGAAGGGCAGGAGGAGGACGAACAGGAGGAGGAGGAGGAGAGGAGACGAAAAUGAGAAGGGAGGAGGAGACAUGGAGGACGAGGAAGGGGAGGAAGAGCAAGGGACGGCCACGCUCGCUCGUACCUUGGUCCGCCAUCUCCUGUGGUCUACGUGCACGGAGCUUGACGGGGAUAACUGCUACUACCCCUCUAAGGGCGCUUUUGUGGUCAUCGACGUCACUGAUCUUUCCCUCUGGGACCCUCACAUCCGGCGAGUGAACGUAGGAGAAACCAGCGAGGAAGCCGGAGAGGAGGAAGAGGAAGAAGAAGCAGCCGAAGACGAGAUCCUGGAGGAUGAUCAUCUUCAGUACACGGAAGGAAAGGAAACGCCUGAGGAGGGGGAAUCGGAGGCUGGGUCGGACGAUCCCGAUUAUCACGAAUCGGAGGACGCCGAGUCGGAAGAGGCCAGCUCGGGACGGGAGGAGUCUGAGGAGGAAGAGGGCGGAUCGGGUGAAUCGAGUGGUCCUACCGAGCUGAGCAAGGAGGAGAAAGAGGCUGUGGCGCAGAGAAGACGGGCAGCGACAGAAGGCAAGCGGCAUCGAGGAAUCAGAGGGGCCGCCACCGCAAUUGCUGCAGGGCGAUCCGACGCUCAAUCCAGAGCCGCCACAGGAGGAGAUCGAGAGAAAUGGAGGCGCCAUUGCAGAGGGAUCGGGAAGCCGACGCCGCCGAAGAAAUUCGACUACAUCCACCCUGAACAGGCCUUCUUUAUGAUCAAAGAGCAGGUUCAGAAGCCCCUCGAGUCUGUCACAGAAUACCGUAGUAGGUUUUACAAACUGUUUGUCAAAUCUGCGAGGGACGAGAAGGUCGGAAGGGGUUUGUUCAUCGAUGGGCUUCGCAGCCAGGCAAUGAGGGCGAAACUGCGAAAGCAGUUUUCUCCCAUCAAUCACACUAUGCAACAGAUUAUGGAUGGGGCGGAAGAGAGGGAGAGGAAGUUUGCCGCUAGCUUCCUAGAAGGGGAGGACCACGCUAAGGAAGGGGAUUCCUUAGAAUUGGCCAGGGCGAAGACCGAGCUGGCCGCACUUCGAAACAAAUUUGAGAACAUGGGUUUCGUCUCCAGCCCCGUCACUUACUUAGAACAGGUUUUGGACGUGCCGAUUCUGGACGCGGCUAAGUGGGCACAGUGGUGGCACACUUACGUGGCACUCAACUUCUGCCUCCUCGAAGUCAUCUUCCAUUGGGCGGAGCCUGCUGACAAGAGCGAGGAGGAUGAGAUCCCGGACGACGGGGUGGAGUUGUUCAUCAUCCAGGCUUGGAGAACGGACAUGGAGGGAGAGCUUUUGGGGAUCCUAUUCGGGGAAGCUGGGUCAGACGAUCCCGAUUAUCACGAAUUGGAGGACGCCAAGUCGGAAGAGGCCAGCCCGGGACUGGAGGAGUCUGAGGAGGAAGAGGGAGGAUCGGGUGAAUCGAGUGGUCCUACUGAGCUGAGCAGAGAGGAGAAAGAGGUCGUGGCGCAGAGAAGACGGGCAGCAAUGGAAAGCAAGCGGCCGAUCGAGGAAUUAGAGGGGCCGCUGCCGCAACUGCUGCAGGGCGAUCCGGUGCUCAAUCCAGAGCUGCCACAGGAGGAGAUCGAGAGAAAUGGAGGCGCCACUACAGAGGAUCGGGAAGCCGACGCUGCCGAAGAAAGCAAUGAAGGGGAUAGCGGAGGAGAUGGAGGUGUUUCUCUGUGCUCGACUUCUGGUGGGUGGAUGAGCGUGAGCUCCACGGCCGCAGCCAUGGAGGGAGAUGGAAGUGUUUCUGCGUCUUCUCUCUCUUCUUCCUCUACGUCGUUGCUUUCGGAGUCUCCUUCUUCUUCCUUGUCGAAGGCGACUCUUCUGAAUGCUGCUCAAUCACUGGUGGAAUCAAGCCGGGCGGCCAUAGCCGCUCUCCAAAGCGCUGUCCAUGAGAAAGGAACUCCCAGAGAUUUGGCCAAAAUAAGAGUGCUUCAGAUCACAGCCGCGGGAUUACUAGAUGCCUUGUCAAAUUUGACGUACAAUGCGACAGUGGCGAAGAAGCUGAGCGCAAAUGACAAAGCAAGAACCAUGCUUGAAGAUGUCAUCACUUUAUCAUGGCAGUUGCAAGAGCUACCACGUAGCCAGGUGCACGCGGAAGCAAAAGCCUUGUAUCAAUCUCAAGCGGCAGGCAAAACACUAAGUCAGCAAGUGGUCUCGAAAGCUCAGAACCAGGUCCAAAUACCAGUCCAGGUUCAGAAUGACAGUUUCGUGCAGAAUGGCGGUCAGCUGAAAACACAAAGUCCCACCACACCUUCCAUGAGGCAAGGUAAAUCUCAAGGUACUGUUCAGACCAAGGAACAGAUUCUGAACCAGGAACAACACAGUGCCUUGGCAGCUAGUGACCGGCCUUCAACAACACAUCUCCAGGACACAACCAAAGUUGUCCAUGACCGAGGACUGCGGGUUGGGCAAUCUGACGGAGCAGCAGAGAGAUCAUCAACGGCUACAGCUGCGCCUGUGGUUCAGGCUGAGGAUGGUCAGACCCCAGGUGCUAACCCAACAGCAGCAGGGAAAAGGUCCGAUGGAAAGGAAACACAAGAAGCAGCAGCAGCUGGAGGAGGAGGAGGAGGUACGGGGGGGAUUAUUUCAAAAUCGCAAAACCAACUUCGUGUUGCUUUGUGCGCAGCAGACUAUGUCGAAGUCCUUCACCGCUGCGUUCCGGCCUCCUCCUCUAGUGCUGCUGUGAGUUCGGGAAGCAAUGGGGAGACUUUGGUGUGGAGGGACGGGUUCCCAAGAUCGCCAGACUCCCUUCUUGUCGCAGACAGCUUUGGGGUAGAGCUCAACUCAGUCCGACCACAGUCGCCAUUGCCCAAGAAACCAGGACAAAGGUUCUCAGAGCAAAGAGAGGUGGUCCACCAUAUUCCCCCACCAUGCGCUAGCGCAUUGAUUGCUCUUGCAAAUGUUGCCCUUGCAUCCAGCUCUGAUAUGCAAGUGCCGCUGCCAGAUUAUUUCGGCCAAACCGCGAUAAGCCAAAUUGACGCAGCGAAACAGCGCGGGAAUGCUGCAUUGUCGAGAGCAGACCACUCAUAUGCACGGUGCUGGUAUGACACUUCGAUUAGGCUUGCAAAUGCGACACGAGUGCAGCCGGGAUUACAGUACGCAGAUCAGCAUGUACUUUGGAGCAACCGUGCUGAGGCAUGCAUUCGAGGGGGGCUUUACGAGGAGGCCGCGCGCGAUGCGGAGCAAGCGCUCGCCCUCCAGCCAAACCAUAUGAAGAGCACGCUACGGCUUGAGCGAGCACAGGAAUGCCUCAUCCGUCAAAGAAAGCAAAUGGCACAUGGUCGGAGCGAUGACGCGAGUUCAAGUCCGCAGAGCAAAGCUAGCGCUAGCUCGCCACAUGCGAAAGUAGGUACCAGUCCUUGCCAUUCCAAGACAGUGCAGUCAGAGGAGGACGCUCACGAGCAACUGGCAGGCCAAGGCUGCGCUAUGAUGAAGGGUGCCGCAUGUGCAACCGCGGCCAAGCUGCAAGGAUCAGGGUCACCUUCCCAACCUGAAAAAUCCCCCAGGAAAAGCAGCGACAAAAGCCCAUUCGCCGCCAAAUCGCCUUUGGCAGUUGAGCAGCAGAGCCCCGGCGACAAGAGCUCCAAAGGGAAGUCUGCAACCACAACGACUAAGAGUUCGAAUGAGACCCUUUGGUUCGAUGCGGACGAAAAGCUGCUGAAAACGGACACGAUGACCAGGGCUACACUUACUGCAGGAUCGCCAUGUGUGAACUUGAUCAGCAGCACGACACCCAGGAAAAACAGCUCAGCCAGCAGCACGACACCCAGGAAAAACAGCUCAGCAAGCAGCACGACACCCAGAAAAACCGCUACAACGCCAAGAAAGAGCCUCAUUGUUGGCAAAAUAACAACUGCCCGUCAGAGCCCCUCUUUAGUGUCCGAAGGAAGCUGUGACAACAGCAGCAGUGGCAGUGCGGACAACCCCCCUAGCGAUGAGAGACCGAACCACCAGCCCAACACCGCACCGCCAAAUUCGAUCCAAGCGCGGAUUAGCAGUAAUUUGUCGUUUGCUGCAAAUGGCUGGAAGGGUGGACAGGUGGCUGGGUGCUGCACGACCGCUGCAGGAGGAGCGCAUGCCGUCACUCCUGGGACCGCGAGAAGAUGGAACAUUACUAUCGUGACCAGUCCCGCAAGUCCACGGAGCCCAGGAAGUCCGGAAUCACCAAACGAGACCGCGGGUAACAUUACCCCAUCACCACAGCUGCGUCACAGAGAAAGACGGCAAGGGAUGCGUCGCAAAGAUAACAGCUAUGCCUAGCUUGCCACAAGGGGAGUGACUGAGAGCUCGGGGCGGGGUUGCAGGUUGGGGAAGAAAGCAUCCUAUUAAUUGUGACAUUUCCUGGAAGAGACAAACAAGCCAGCGACAACAAACUUUCCGGCAGGUGCUUAAUAAAUGCUGCCAAGGGUGUUGUGUUUGUCUUAACUGCUACCAAGAGUGUUUUUCUCUAUUACUACAGGUGAUAUCAGUGCAAUGAGCCGCCACAGGCGUGUGCUGAGGUACGAAAGAGCUGUAAAAAAGUAAAUACACAGUACAACUAACAUAUACCAAGGUACGAAAGAGCUGUAAAAGAGUAAAUACACAGUACAAGUAACGUAUACCAAGGUACGCAAGAACUGCGUUAGAGCAAGUACUUAGUGCAACUAACGGUGCAUAGUACUGCUCGUGCCAAAGGUAGUACACUUGGCUUGGCACACACCUAGCACAAAGGAGGUUGGUUUACUUACUAAGCACAAAUGGUGUGGUGGUUACUAAGUCCGGUUUCAGUGCUCUGAGCUGUUACAGGUGUGUCCUAAGCCUAGGUAGGAAAAAGCUGUAGUAGAGUAAGUACUAGUACAACUAAAAGUACUUAGUGCGCCUAAAGGUACUUAGUACAGCUUGCCAAAUGUAAUACACUUAGCAAUAGUACAGCUUGCCAAAUGUAAUACACUUAGCACACACUUAGCACAAAGGAGGUAAAGGUACGAAAAAGCUGUAGUGCGCCUAAAGGUACUUAGUACAGCUUGCCAAAGGUAAUACACUGAGCACACACUUAGCACAAAGGAGGUAAAGGUACGAAAAAGCUGUAGUAGAGUAAGUACUUAGUGCCCCUAAAGGUACUUAGUACGGCUUGUGUGUGCCUAAAGGUACUGUAGUUCAGCUUGCCAAAAAGCUGUAGUAGAGUAAGUACUUAGUGCGCCUAAAGGUACUUAGUACAGCUUGCGUGUGCCUAAAGAUACUGUAGUUCAGCUUGCCAAAGGUAAUACACUUAGCACACACACUUAGCACAAAGGAGGUUGGUUUAUUAAGCACAAAUGGUGGUUACUGAGGGUGGUAUCGAUGACUGAGCUGCUCCAGGUGUGUACUGACUCCUGAGAUACAAAAGAGCUUAGUAGAGUUAAGCACUUGAUCAUACAAUUGAAGGGAGGGUAGUGCACUUGGCACACAGGACAACUAAAGGUACUCAGUACUGAUCACUGGGGGUAGUGCACAUAGGACAACUAAAGGUACUCAGUACUGAUCACUAGGGGUAGUGCACUUAGUACAACUAAAGAUACUUAGUACUGAUCACUAGGGACAGUUCGCUUAGCACAAAGCAGAGAUACUUAGUACUGAUCCCUAGGGACAGUUCGCUUAGCACAAAGCAGAGGUGGUUUUACUAACCGCAAACGAUGGUCAAUACCGAGCAGAACGGGCGGUUCAACAAAAGGCAAGCGCCACCCGCAUCCAAUACUCGGUGUGGUUUACCAAAUGAGUGUGGUGGUUUAGCAAAUGAGUAUGCUGGUUUAACAAAUGAGUAUUUGAGGA
Molecule: messenger RNA, 6181 nt
Organism: Chara braunii
Lineage: Eukaryota; Viridiplantae; Streptophyta; Charophyceae; Charales; Characeae
Source: the annotation of a GenBank genome assembly